Molecule: messenger RNA, 1920 nt
Organism: Trichosporon asahii var. asahii CBS 2479
Lineage: Eukaryota; Fungi; Basidiomycota; Tremellomycetes; Trichosporonales; Trichosporonaceae
Exons: 6
Coding region: 1-1920 (639 amino acids)
Biological process (GO): negative regulation of TOR signaling; regulation of cell cycle
Cellular component (GO): TSC1-TSC2 complex
Source: RefSeq, a predicted model, not a curated record
AUGUCCGCGAAAGAAGCUGACACCAGUCCUCGCCAAGCUCGAGGGGUUCCCGCAGGACCUGUCCUCGCUCCAUUUCUCGGGGGAUGCGGCGGAUGGCGUCGCCCUCGAGGGAAGUUUGGCACGUCUGGCAGCGGACAAUCCGACCCCAGAAGCGCGCAACAGUAUCGCCAGGCUGCGGCGGUGCUCACACCGACGCAGGCGACGGAGGAGAUUGAACUCGCCUGGGCCGCGGACCAUCCCGCAGACGACGAAGAUAGGGACGCGCCAGCACGAGCGAAGGUUAUCGAGCAUGCGGUUAGGGGAUUGCAGGAGGGAGGGUACGACCGGCGCGCGUGGCUGCGGUCUGCUGCGCUGGGACACCCGAGAGGGAGGGCGAGGGACGUUAUCGUGAAAUGGGGAACGGACAACUCGAGUCCCGAGGCGCCGACACCCAACACGUUCAUGUACCGCAUGGCGGCGCACGAGUGCUUCAGUACGAUCCUCAAGAUGCUCCUCUUUGACACGUCGAACCAGCUCUUCCCCCUCGCGCUGUCAAUGCUCGUCACGAUCCUUCCCUUCUCCCUGCCGCUGUUAACAAAGCAUGUCCCGACACUCAUGGUCAUCCUUGGACGAGCCGUGUCAUGGCGCGACAGACCGUUCGUCGAUGCCGGCCUGACGUCGCUGAGUGCAGUGACGCGGACACCGGAGCCGGCUCCCAACCAACACUGGGAGGUGUGCGCUGGUCGAGACAGCGAGAUCCUCGCGCCGAACGCGACGGAGAAGCGUGUCGUUGAGCUCUUUCUCGUGUGCCUGUACGGCGCUUGGCCGUCGAACGUCAUUGCCUUCACACGUAACCCCGAGGGAUACCUGAACAGCAAGGGUGUCGAGGCGCUGUACGCCGUUCCGUGGAACGAGGUGUGGGAGGCGAACAUCCUGUCGACCCGCCUUGUCCCGCUCAUCAGUGACUUCCAGCUGCACCCCUCCAUCAUCACGUUCACUUCUGACGCAGAACUCGACGACGACUCGCGCCGCUGGGACAAGUGGGACCCAUCCGAGUUCGUGUCCAUGGCCCACCUCAUGUCCCACGCUUCGGAACCGGAUCAGAUGUUUGACUUCUUCCGCGUGCCCGUGCCCGACAAGCCGUUGCCGACCGUCGAGAUGAAGAGGGAGCAGUCCCUGCUCCCGGAAGAAGGGGGCGACGACAUUGAGCGCCUGAAGGAGGAGAACGAGCUCCUCCGCCUCGAGGCGCUUUACGCUGAGCGGCUGCGCAAACAAUUCGUCUACCUGACGAGGCCGAGAUCCACACUUUCUCAUCAACGUGCCGAGAGCAGCCAGGCGCAGGCGAAGCACGUCAAGUGGCAGGAGCAGCUGCGUGACAAGGUGUCUUCCUUCCGCGAAGAGAGGCGUCAGUGGCAGACCGAGGGUACGGCGCUGAAGAGCGACAUUGCCGAGCUCAAGAGCACGGUGCAGAAGCAGCGCGACGAGCUUGCCCAGGUCAAGAACGAGGACUCGGACGUGCAGAAACUGCGUGAUGCCAAGGCUGCCGUCGAGACGUUCCAGUCUCGCUGCUUCGAGCUGGAGGGCAUGCUGCGCGCGCGCGACCGCGUGUGCAGGGAACAAGCCGACCAGAUCCGGCACCUCGAGAACCGCGUCGUCAUCGCCAGCUCAACGGCAGGCACGCCGGCCAACGAGCGCGCCGAGAAGGAGAAGCCGGAGCGGCAGCCGCAGACGAUGGACCGCGAGUUCUGCAUGCACGUAGCGGAGAACGCGCGCCGCAAGGCCGAGAAGCUCGAGCGGGAGAACCUCGAGCUGACAGUCGAGCUGGAGCGGUUGAAGCGCAUGGCCCUCCAGAGCGCUGCCGAGACGGGGACGGAGGAAGAGCCCCCCAAGGAGACAAAAGGAGGAGCGAGGCAGCUCCUCGGCGACUUGCUCUCGAGUUAG